AUGGAGCGCGGAAGGAGGUUGAUAGCGUUUGCACUGCUCGCGGGAUUAUGGAGUGCUACUGUGGCAGCCACGGAAUCGAGCAGCAGCAGUUCGUCGCAGGGAAGCGACAGCACGACCGCGCUGACGGCGAACAAGGUGGGAGCGCUCUUCGUGUUCCUCGCCUCGAGCUUCCUGGGGGUGUUCGUCCCCUACUUCAUCCCCGUGCGGCAAAAUAUCCUCAAGUUCGGCGUGCUCUUCUCCACGGGUCUCUUCAUCGGCAUGUCGCUGCUCUACCUCACACCGGAAACCGAGGAGCUCUUUGCGGACCUCACCACAAACAAGUACCCGCUGGCGUAUCUGGUGGUGGUGAUGGGCGUCUUCCUCACGUGGCUCUGUGACCUCAUCGUCAAGACCGUGUGGAGAAAACGAUCCGUUUCCAACGAUCCAGCCAAGGAAUCCGAUCCAACAGUGGCUGCCGUCCUCGGCGUGGGCCAAAAGGCCGUCAUGGAGAGUGACGCGGAAGGCGGCAGCAGCGCACCGGCAGACUACAACGCGCUGAGCUUCGUGGACGUGGCUCUCAUCCUCUUCGCCCUCUGCUUCCACGCCGUGUUUGAAGGGCUUGCUGUUGGCCUCGCCUCCACUGUCUACGAUGUCUGGCAAAUGGCCUCCUCCAUUGCCGUCAACGAGUUCUUCGAGGGGAUGGCGCUUGGUGUGACGCUGAGGGUUCAGGACACGGAGAGGAGUGCCUUGAAGCAUGUUCUCUUCGCCCUCUGUGCAUCCGUUGUUGCUCCCCUUGGUAUCGUGAUCGGCAUUGUCCUUGACACGACUGGCAAUCCUACUGCACGGGAAUGGGUCAGGGCGUUUGGAAACGGCAUGGCAGCUGGAGUCUUUUUGUUUAUUGCCCUAAGCCACUUGAUUGCCAAGGGAAUGAAGCCUGGGCCGAAUGACAAGCCGUGGCUUGUCUUUGUGAAGUGGUUUGUUUCAGGGCUGGGUCUUAUGACCAACGCUCUUCUCCAACUAAUUGGAAAGAGCUAG
This is a messenger RNA of Closterium sp. Yama58-4, 1014 nucleotides long. NCBI's taxonomy places the organism in Eukaryota, Viridiplantae, Streptophyta, Zygnematophyceae, Desmidiales, Closteriaceae. The record is from the annotation of a GenBank genome assembly.